Molecule: messenger RNA, 1512 nt
Organism: Talaromyces atroroseus
Lineage: Eukaryota; Fungi; Ascomycota; Eurotiomycetes; Eurotiales; Trichocomaceae
Exons: 11
Coding region: 1-1512 (503 amino acids)
Cellular component (GO): mitochondrion
Molecular function (GO): metalloaminopeptidase activity; manganese ion binding
Source: RefSeq, a predicted model, not a curated record
AUGUUAAAACGCACGCCGCAUCUGCAUUGGCGUCGGCAUGCUAUAUCUCACAUUCGGCCUGGCAGCAUUCGCUUCCGCCCAUCGCCGUCGAAUCGUUCUUAUGCUCGCGUUUGGAGCUUCCUGCGAUCCAGCAGGACGUAUGCCUCAAUCUCCGCCGCGGAGCUGCAAUUCGGCCAGCCUCUACAUGAAACCCAUCCUCACUUACUAGAGCCUGGCGAAUUAACACCAGGAAUCACCGCCCAAGAAUACGCUCACCGCCGUUCAAGACUCGCCAAUCGAUUGCCUAAGAAUGCAAUUGCCAUUGUGGCAGCGGCCGACGUGAAAUAUCGCGCUUCCGGCGUUUUCUACGAAUACCGCCAAGACUCAAACUUUUUCUACCUCACGGGUUUCAAUGAACCGGGCGCACUGGCUAUUAUAAUCAACGAUGGGUCUGGAGAUAAUCAUCUUUUUCAUCUGUACGUGCGAGAGAAGGACCCCAAAAUAGAACUGUGGGAAGGUGCUCGAUCGGGCACUCAGGCUGCAAUGGAUGUGUUCAAUGCGGACGAAACCGGUGACAUUGAACGGAUUAAGGAGCUUAUACUCCCAAUUUUGUCAGAGACAACGGAGAUAUAUACAGACAUAAGAUCUCUCACUCCAGCAGGUUCCUCGAUAUCUCGCUAUCUAUACGGCAGCGAAACACAGUCCGAGAUACAGAAAGUCAUUAAAGAGCAUAAAGUCAGACCUCUUCGCCCAAUAUUGAAUGAAUUGAGGACGUUCAAGAGUGAGAGUGAGGUAGUAAAUCUGCGACAAGCUGGACGAGCCUCAGGACGAGCAUUCACAGAUUCAAUGCGCCAGCACUUCACCACUGAAAAGGACUUGUCCUCAUUUCUGCAGUAUCAAUUCCAGGUGAACGGCUGUAGUGGCAGUGCUUUCGUUCCUGUUGUUGGAGGAGGACGGAACGCCCUCAGCAUCCACUAUACUCGGAACGAUGACAUUUUGCGCGAUGGAGAGCUUGUGCUUGUGGACGGAGGCGGCGAAUACGGCGGCUAUAUUUCAGAUAUAACGAGGACAUGGCCCGUGAACGGCAAAUUUAGUGGACCGCAGCGGGACCUGUAUGCAGCCGUUUUAAAUGUCCAUAGAAGUUGCGUGGCCCUUUCUCGCGAAAGUGCAGGUUUAUCCCUCGACCGUCUUCACGGGAUUGCAGAACAGAGUCUCAAGGACCAACUGCAACAGUUAAAUUUCGAUGUCUCUGGUGAUGCCAUAAGGACCCUAUUCCCGCAUCACCUGGGCCACUAUGUCGGCCUCGACGUGCAUGACUGUGCUGGUUACCCAAGAAAUGUUAUUCUGAAGGCAGGACAAUGUAUUACCAUUGAGCCUGGUCUCUAUGUCCCUGACGACGAACGGUGGCCGGAGCAUUUCCGCGGCAUUGGUAUUCGCAUUGAAGACAGUGUCUGUGUGGGCGAUGAAAAUCCAAUUGUGCUCACAACAGAGGCCGUAAAAGAGAUCGAUGACAUCGAGGCACUGCGGCCGUAG